GCCACCAACAGAACUCAUGGCGACUCCUUCUCGUUCAUCUUGAUGGGUCUACCUGGCCUAGAAGGUGCCCAAUUCUGGCUGGCCUUCCCGCUCUGCGCCAUGUACCUUGUGGCUGUGGUGGGCAACUGUACCGUGGUGCUUGUCGUGAAGGCAGAGCCAGCCCUCCACACGCCCAUGUACUUCUUCCUCUGCAUGCUGGCUGCCGUGGACCUAGUGCUCUCCACCUGCACCAUGCCCAAACUCCUCGCCUUCUUUUGGUUUGAUGCCAAGGAGAUCAGCUAUGGGAGUUGCCUUCUCCAGAUGUUCUUCAUCCACACUCUAUCAGGCAUUGAAUCAACCAUCCUCUUGGCCAUGGCUGUGGAUCGCUAUGUGGCCAUCUGCCAUCCCCUGCAGCACUCCUCCAUCCUCACCAACGCAGUGACGGCUAAAGUGGGCUUGGUGGCCGUGGUGAGAGGAGUCGUCUUCUUCCUCCCUCCUCCACUGCUGAUCAUUCGCCUGUACUUCUGCGGCUCCACUGUCCUCACACAUUCCUAUUGUGUUCACCAAGAUGUGAUGCACCUGGCUUGUGGGGACAGAAUGCCCAACAUUGUAUAUGGCUUGACUGCUAUUCUCCUGGUGAUGGGCCUUGAUUCUUUGCUCAUCUUUGUCUCCUAUUUGAUGAUCAUUAAGACCGUCCUGCAGCUGAAGUCAAAGGAGGAGCGCCUCCGGGCUUCUGGGACCUGUGUGGCCCAUGUGUGUGUUGUCUUGUCCUUCUACGUGCCCCUGAUUGGGCUGUCUGUGGUGCACAGGUUUGGGAGAGACCUUCCUGUGCUGGUUCAUGUCACAAUGGGCAACGUCUACCUCUUGGUGCCUCCAGUGCUCAACCCCAUUGUCUAUGGAGCCAGGACCAAGGAGAUACGAGAAAGGGCAUUGAGGAUAAUGAGGAUAGGGAGGGAGGGAGGCCCUCAUUGA
Podarcis raffonei (Aeolian wall lizard) is the source of this 951-nucleotide messenger RNA. Its product is annotated as olfactory receptor 51E2-like. Gene Ontology annotation, biological process: G protein-coupled receptor signaling pathway. The transcript has a single exon. The record is from RefSeq and is a predicted model, not a curated record. Gene Ontology annotation, molecular function: olfactory receptor activity; G protein-coupled receptor activity. The coding region runs from base 43 to 951 and encodes 302 amino acids. Gene Ontology annotation, cellular component: membrane. NCBI's taxonomy places the organism in Eukaryota, Metazoa, Chordata, Lepidosauria, Squamata, Lacertidae.